GUUCUGAGAUACUAAUGGCAGAUACAUCCAGUGAUUCAGACAACUAUCUUAGGGGUCGAAUAGGAAGGCGACCACCUUUGAGAGCAUCCCGCAACAGAACUCGGAACUAUGGUGCUGAAGAAGUUACAGAGAAGAUCCAUACCUUAGCAAGCACUUUACAGGAUACCAACAGAAAUCUAAGACACGUUGACCAUUUACUUGGACAAUACAGAGAACACAACAAGGAACAAACUGAAGAAAUAGCAACUUUAAAAGAAACACUGGAACAAUCUAUAGGUCAGUUAAGGAGCCAACGAUUAACUCGAAACUCUGGAAUGAGAAGCGCUUCUCUCUCAAGCUUAUAUCCUAGUGAUCUGGAUGGAGAAGUAUCAGGGAACCGCCACUUCCUGCCUACUUCUCCUCUCAGGGAUUAUGGAGACUCACAGGGCAAUAAACAUCGAAGGUCUAGAUCUGCGAGUGUUCGGUUUGUCAAUGAGGGAGAUAAUUUGGACCAGCUGCAUUCUUUACAUCAGUCUCUUCGAGAUCUCAGUAGUGAACAAGUUCGCCUAGGAGAUGACAUCAGUCGGGAGCUUUCAAGAAGAAAUCGGACUGAUGCUGAAUUAAGAAAGACUCUAGAAGAGUUGUCUGAAAAGCUCACUGAAUCCCAAAGACAAGAAAUGGUAUCAGAACGGGUAGAGAGACGAUUACAGGAAAUAGAACAAGAGAUGCGUGCUGAAAGACAGCUUGUAGAAAGGCGCCAGGACCAGCUGGGACAUAUGUCUCUUCAGUUACAAGAGGCUUUAAGGAAGCAAGAUGCUAAAGCAGGUGAAACAGAAGAACUCAUGAAAAAUAAACUUGUGAAAUAUCAAAGUGAAAAGAACCAACUUGAGAAGGAAUUGGAGCAGUCCCAGAAAAAGCUGAAUGAAUCUGAAAGCAGUAGAGAAGCUCUUUUGCAUCAGAUUGAAGAUCUUCGUUCCCAACUUUUGAGAGUAGAAGAAGACCGUGCAGAGUUGCAACAUCAAAUUUCACAUGUUGCUCCACGCCGCCAUAGCUACCAGGAUGUACAAGAUGAUGACAGGAGAAUUAGAACAGUAGCUGAAAGAUAUGAGAGAGAGAAGCAAGAACUGGAGAAGCAUAUUUUGGAGCUUAAAGCAAAACUUAGUCAUAAUGCUGUAAUGUCAGAAGUAGAAGAAUUAAAGAGAUGUAUAGAGCAAAAGGACAGGGAGAAAGCACAGCUCAUUAUGCAUAUACAGGUGUUAACAUCUGACCUGGAAAACAAGGAGAAGCAGCAGCAAAAAAUGCUGGACCAACUAAAGGAAAUACAGAGUUGCUACAAGGCUUGUGAGGAUGGACGUAGGCAAACUGAACUCCAAUCUGCUGAGUUAGCUCAACAGGUUGAAGAGAGUACCAAGGAAGCAGAAAGAUACCUCACUGAAUUCAAGCAUUCAGAAGCACUCAGGCUGGAGACUGAGAGAAAAAGAGAAGAUUUGAAAGUGAAAGCACAGGAAACCAUCCGCCAGUGGAAGCUGAAAUGUAAGAAACUGGAUCAUGAGGUAGAAAAACAAAAUGAAACUAUCAAACAACUGAUGGACAAGAACAGCCAGGCUCUCAAAGAAAAGGAUGACCUCAGAAGUCAACUUCUUUCUGCUAUACACCAGAUAGAAAACCUUCGGAAAGAGCUGAAUGAUGUACUUACAAAGAAAACCCAGCAGGAAGAACUCCUUCGCUGCAAAGAGGUAAAACUGGAUGAAAUGAAGUCUCACCAGGCAUCUCUUGAAGAAGAGAUCAAAGAAGUUCAAGGGACAGUAAACAAAUUGGAGAAUGAGUUGAAAAAGCAAGUCUUUCUACAAAAUCAGUUGCAGACUGAAAAGGAACACUUGGAGACAGAACUUGCAACUAGUAACUUGAUUCAUAAAAAAGACCAAGAAAGACUCUUAGAAAUGCAAGCAGAUGUAAAAAACUUAAGCUCUGUACGUGUGGAACUAACAAACAGAAUAGCAGAAGAGGAGAAAGUCAAAAAGGAAUUGCAUAAGAGUCUCUCAGAUCUCCAGAAACAGCAGGAAUCCAAGCAUGAAGAGAUGACUACAGCUAACAGGCAGCUAAAGAUGGAAAGAGAAGUUCACCAACAGGAGUUGGCAGAUCUUAGAUCAGAGUUACAAAAUACCAAGAUCAAACAUGAACGAAAUGUUCAAGAGCUCAUGAAACUCCUUAAACAGGAAAAGGAUGAUGCAGAGGCUCAGAUUAGAGUGCUAAAGGUUGAACUCAUAGAAGAGAAGAACAAAGUCAAGGCUCAAGGUAGACAACUGGAGAAGAUAAAAAUUGAGUGUGAUAAAUUGACAGAAGAAUUAACCCAAAAUGAAGAAGAAAACAUGAAACUCAGGCGGAAGUGUGAGUUUGCAAAGCAAGAGCUUGAGAAAAAGGAUAAACAAAUCAGCAAUGAAGAAGAUCAUUUGAGGAGGAUGGAUGAGGCCAGACUGAGGUUUAAGGAUCAGCUGCAUCACUUAGAAAUGGAGCAGGAAUCCAUUCUUUCCAUGAUAGGGAGUGAAAUUGAUGCUGCUUGUGAAAUUUUUUCUCGGGACUCCAUGGAGAAGUUCAAAGCAAUAUCACUUUCACCAAUGGUGCUGAAUGAUCCUCAUCGCUGGAUAGCAGAAACCAAGACUAAACUUCAGUGGCUGUGUGAGGAGGUGAAGGAGAGAGAAAGUAAGGAAAAAAGCCUGCGAUGUAAGUUACUGCAGAGCCGAGAACAGCUCAAGCACUUUACACAGAUGAAGGAGGCUGAACAUCAAUCUCUCUCUAAACAGAUAAAAAAGCAAGAAAAACUUCUGGAAGAAGUUCACAGAGAAAAAAGAGAGCUGCUAGAGAAGACCCUCAGAAGAGAGGAAGAAAUAAUUGCUCUCCAGGAACGUAUUAUGGCCUUGGAAGUGAGUACUCGAAUAGCUUUAGACCAUCUGGAGUCUGUUCCUGAGAAACUGAACUUGUUAGAAGAUUUCAAAGAUAUUGGAGAGUCCCGUUGCCGAAGGGAGAUGAUUGAGAAGAGGUAUAUAAAGUAUAAAGAGAUAGUGAGUUCUCUACAGAAACAGCUGGAAGAUUCAAAACAAAGAGUUCAGCAAUUCAAGGAUGUGAAAAUGGAUACCGAAAUUUCUGGUAUAGAAGCGACUACUCCCUAUUCUAGUUGGCGAACUCAAAACAGCUUUAUGUCCAGCUCAUUGCUCUCAGAUUCUGGUUCACUCAUGAGAAGAAUGGUUCCUUUUGAUAAAAGUACCACAAAGGAAGAUUCCAUUGCUGUUGCUGUCAGUGAAAUGAAAACGCAAGCAGAAAGAGGGAAUGAGUAGAAUAUUUUACAACAGACCAGUUUUCUUUAUAGUAAAUUCA
Dryobates pubescens (Downy woodpecker) is the source of this 3351-nucleotide messenger RNA. RefSeq names its product centrosomal protein 128 (gene CEP128). The record is from RefSeq and is a predicted model, not a curated record. The transcript is spliced from 23 exons. Lineage: Eukaryota; Metazoa; Chordata; Aves; Piciformes; Picidae. The coding region runs from base 15 to 3311 and encodes 1098 amino acids.